CACUUGCUGAGAAGAGAAAGCAGCUGUCACUUCCCUUAGGAAACACAUUAUAAAGGAGGGUCUCAUGCCCACAGCCAAAUUCCUCUGGAGGGAAGGAACCAAGAGCAGGUCUUCACUGGCUUCUGGGCUCACCUGAUACCUGUGACAGAGCAAACCUGCAGUCAUGAAGAUCCUUUACCUGCUCUUAUCUCUCCUGUUCUUGGCACUUCAAGUUUCUCCAGGUUUGUCUUCACCACAGCGGGACAUGUUUUUCUGUAGAAAAGGGUCCUGUUACUUUGGAAGAUGCCCCAUCCAUCUGAUUAAAGUUGGAAACUGCUUUGGGUUCCGUUCCUGCUGCAAAUCGCCAUGGGAUAUAUAAAAACUUCAUGGACCACCCAUUCAAGAGUGAUGAGAAUUCCUUCUAAACCUAGGCAUUUCGUUUGAACACCUUACUGCCACUGAAUCCUGCUACGAAGCCUCAUGCACCUUUCAUUUUUAAUCCAAAAAAAGCUUUAUGAUGUAAAGUAAAUCCAAAUGUAUUCUUCAUUGCUUUCUCUCCUGUUUCAAAUAAAUUGUUGUUGCUUAGCAUUCA
Messenger RNA from Pezoporus occidentalis (night parrot), 571 nucleotides. Its product is annotated as antimicrobial peptide THP2-like. Lineage: Eukaryota; Metazoa; Chordata; Aves; Psittaciformes; Psittacidae. The record is from RefSeq and is a predicted model, not a curated record. The coding region runs from base 164 to 358 and encodes 64 amino acids. Gene Ontology annotation, cellular component: extracellular region. Gene Ontology annotation, biological process: defense response. The transcript is spliced from 4 exons.